AUGAUUAUUCUUUCAUUCCUUCUUCCCCUUUUCAAUGCUCUUCAUUCUUGUUUUCCUGUUAUCGGCAUAUAUAUAUUCUUUUGUCUAUGUGUCUUUUUAUUAUCCAUGAUUCUUAGAAUAUUCUUUCAAUUGUGUUUUUCCUGUGUCAGCAUAUCUAGUAUUCUUUUGUCUCUUAUUCUUUGUCUCUGUGUCUUUUAUUAUCAGCAGUUAGAAUAUUCUUUCCUUUUGUUUUCUAUUAUCGAAUAUUCUUUCAUUAUUCUUUUGUCUCUGUUUCAUUUUCUUCAUUCUACAGCUCAUAGAAUAUUCUUUCGUUUUCGUGUUUUUCCCUAUUAUCAUUUCUACAUCAUCCAAUAUUCUUUCUCUUUGUUUUUUCUUAUCGGCUUGAAUAUUCUUUCAUUUUUUUUCUCUUUCGGCAUAUCUUAUUUCUUUUGUAGCUCAUCUUUUGUUAUCUAUAUUUUAUUCUUUCGUUUGUGUUUUCCUACAUAUCACAUCAUCCCAUUCUUUUGUCUCUGUGUCUUUUAUUAUCAGCAGUUAGAAUAUCCCAUUCAUACCUCCACUUUCAACUCUUUUGUCUCUUAUUCUUUCAUUCAUUUUUUUCAAUUUUCAUCUAUUAGCCUCAUCUUCUGCAUUCGUUUCAAUGCUUUUCUAUUAACUUCUUGCCAUAUAUACCAUCUUCUUUGUCUCUCUCAUCUUUGCAUUAUUCUUUUGUCAAUGUGUCUUUUUUAUCAUCCCCUCAUUCUAUUCUUUCGUUUGUGUUUCCUAUUAUUCUUUCAUAUAUUCUUCCUUUUCAAUCUGUGUUCUUUAGGCCUAUCGUAUUCUCUUUUGUCUCUGUGUCAUUUUUUAUUAUCAGCAGUUAGAAUAUUCUUUCGUUGUGUUUUCUGUAUCGGCAUAUAUCCGUAUUCUUUUGUCUCUGUGUUAUCUUUAUUCAUUUCUCUUCGUCUCCUAUUCAACAUUGCAUAUUCUUUCGUUUGUGUUUUUCCUAUUAUCUACGUGAGCAUUCUUUCCUUACAUUCUUUGUCUCUGUGUCUUUUUCUACCUCACCUUGCAUUCCUUUCGUUUUCAUUUCCCUAUUAUCAUUGCACAUCAUCCAUUCUUUUGUCUCUGUGUUUCAAUAUCAGCAUUUCUGGUAUUCUUUCGUUGUGUUUUCCCCUUUCAGUUCUUAUUCUCUUUUUUCUCUUUUGCUUUUAUUAUCAGCAGUUAGAAUAUUCCUAUUCCUUUGCCCAUCAUCUCCCAUUUCCUACUAUUUAUCCAUUCAUAUAUAGUUCUUUCUUUUUCUUCCUCUUUCAGCUCUUUAUUCUACAUAGCUCAUCUUUUGCAUUCUUUCGUUUGUGUUUUCCUUAUUCUUUUUGUUUCUUUUCUUUUUAUCUAUUCAACAUUGCAAUCAUCCUUUCAUUUGUAUUUUCAAUCCUCUUGUUCUUCGACAUAUAUUCUUCAUUCUUUUUGUCUCUGUGUCUUUUCAUUAUCCAUCUUUUGAAUUCAUUUUUCUCUUUGUGUUUUCCUAUUCACUUUGCCCAUCAUCAUCUGUCCUUUUUUGUCUUUCUGUCCCCCUUUCAAUACUCUUCAAUAUUCUUUCAUCUUUUUAGAAUAUUCUUUCAUUCUUCUUUUUCCUAUUAUUUACAUUUCUACAUGGUAUUCUUUUUGUCUCUUCCUCUUUUCAAAUGCUCCUAUCAUCAGUUAGAAUAUUCUUUCGUUUGUACCACUUCCUAUCCUCUACAUUCUAUAGUUAUUCUUUUGUCUUCUUCCCCUUUUAUUCUUCAUUUCUACAUACAAUAUUUAGAAUAUUCUUUCGUUUGUGUUUUUCUAUUAUCGGCAUAUUCAUUCUUUUGUCUCUCUCAUCUUUUUAUUCAGCAGUUUUGUUCUUUCUUUUGUUUUCCUUUUAUGUCUCAUAUCUUUUAUUCUUUUGUCUUUGUGUCUUUUAUUAUCAUUAGAAUAUUCUUUCAUUUUUAUGUUUUUUUCCUAUUAUCGGCAUAUCUAGUAUUCUUUUUUCUCUGUGUCUUUUAUUAUCAGCACAUAUAUAGUUGCAUUCUUUUGUCUCUUGUCAUUUCCUAUCAGCAGUUAGCAUAUUCUUUCGUUUGUGUUUUCCUCUUAUCUACAUAUAUAGUAUUUCUUUUGUCUCUGUGUCUUUUAUCCUUCAUUCUGCAUAUUCUUUCUUUGCAUUUUUCCUUUAUUCCUAUUAUCAACUUUGUUUGUCUCAUUCUUCCUUUAUUUUUAUCAGCAUAUUCUUUCAUGAUUUUCCUUUCUUUUAAGUUUCUUUGUCUUUGUAUGCUUUUCAUCAACUACAUAGAAUAUUCUUUCCAUUCAUCUAUUCUUCUUUUGUCUCUGUGUCUUUUUAUUAUCAGCAGUUUGAAUAUUCUUUUCGUUUGUGUUUUUCCUGUUAUCAGCAUAUAUAGUAUUCUUUUUGUCUCUGUGUCAUUUUAUUAUCAGCAGUUAGAAUAUUCUUUCGUUUUCCUCUUUUUCCUAUUAUCUACAUAUCAUCUUAUUCUUCUUUUUGAAAGUGUCUUUUCAAAUUAG
Molecule: messenger RNA, 2511 nt
Organism: Acanthosepion pharaonis
Lineage: Eukaryota; Metazoa; Mollusca; Cephalopoda; Sepiida; Sepiidae
Source: the annotation of a GenBank genome assembly